Molecule: messenger RNA, 1566 nt
Organism: Volvox carteri f. nagariensis
Lineage: Eukaryota; Viridiplantae; Chlorophyta; Chlorophyceae; Chlamydomonadales; Volvocaceae
Exons: 9
Coding region: 117-1097 (326 amino acids)
Source: RefSeq, a predicted model, not a curated record
UAGUACUUCGGAAAAGGGUCGACGCUUGGCCAGGACCAAGCUGUCGCAAUCUUGAGCUCUGGCCUCUAGCUUUCCUUCCCCAGAGAGAUACAUCUGACGCGUAAAACGUGCACAACAUGGCGAAAGAAGGAAGCCAGGCUGGUGAUUCGCAAAUGGAUACACAGGAGGCCUGGAAUGAGAAGGGCCAGACGAUUACUGUGUCGGAGGGCAAUGGAGCCCUUUACAAUCUUACACUUAGGGCAAAGAUUGAUUCAAAACCAACUGACAUAUAUAGAAUUCUUAUCGACCCAAACACGGUGUCGAUAUUUCGAUCAAUCAAGGAAUGCACGUACCGGCGGGUCCUGGAGGAUGACGGGAAGGGGCGCCGCAAGCUGGAGGUGGGCCAUAGGGCCCUCACGCGCUUCCUCUUCAUCAGCGUCACCUUUGAGACCCACUUACAUGUGUGGGAGGACGACAAUGAGCGAACGAUCAAGUUUCAAAUGGCCCGUCCGAGCAUGAUGCAAAAGUUUGAUGGGUGCUGGCGCAUCAAGCCCUUCACCCAAGAAACGCUGGACAGCAUCUACCAUCCAGAACGGCUGCAGCGUGGGGACCACCAUCACAAACAGCAACACCACUUUCACGGCUUCGGGCCUUUCAACGCCGCCGGGCUCCUAGGCUUUCUGCACCACCACCAACAUCACUACCACCCUGCUGUUUCUGCCGCUUUUGCUUACGACUGUUGUUCAGCAGGAGCCCCGGAGCCGACUGAGUCGCUGGUGACUUUGGAGCAGAGCAUCCUCCCUCGCGGCCCGGUGCCCCCGGGUGUCAAGGGGCUGGUGCGAGGGCUGUGUGCCCACCAAAUCCGGUGCAUGAUGGACGACCUGCGGGCGGAGCUGCAGCGGCGGAAAGAAGGAACGUCCACGACGACGACGUGCGGGACGAUAGGACCGGAAACGCAACUGGCCCCAGCAGCAGCGGGGGCGGAAUUUCCGAAGAAGGGCAAGGCCGUGGUGACGUCUGCGGCAUCGCUGACCCUUGCACCCCUGUCUCUGUGGUCGAGGGCAGCACCCAUAAAUAUUACCAUCCACCUGUUAGAGGCUUAUAUGGUAUGUCUGUGAAUGAUACGCGUGGUGGAUUUAAAACGGGCUCUCAGUUGUUUGUCUACACCACUGCCGAUUGCGGUCCUGGAAUCCCGGUGUUGAGCUGGAAAGGAGGGGCUGCGAAAUUGAAAAUGGAAGGGGAGAUGCAAGGAGGACGUAGCCGCCUGCCGCCGCCCUGGCGGUCGCAAGUGGCGGUGGCGGGAUGGGUUAGCGGUGGAGAUGAUGUAAUGAUUAGUGUGUAUGGUCAGAGGGAAAACCCUAAGUUUACGACGGCUACGAAAACCGCCGUAAUGAGGCAGACGGAUGGUGAUGAUGCGUGCGGUAAUGCCAUUAUACGGUCUCGUUGUGGAGGACCGACGUAAUUGCGAACUUGCAAAUCACGAGCGCUUGUCUUCAGCGGGUAUAGAAGAUGACAAUGUCAUGAUGCGCGUGUGAAUGGCUCAGUAUCUGGAAUAGCUUUUCCUUUGCUUUUUGUAAGCGGUGAAGU